Messenger RNA from Endocarpon pusillum Z07020, 984 nucleotides. RefSeq lists its product as uncharacterized. Gene Ontology annotation, biological process: DNA repair. The record is from RefSeq and is a predicted model, not a curated record. NCBI's taxonomy places the organism in Eukaryota, Fungi, Ascomycota, Eurotiomycetes, Verrucariales, Verrucariaceae. Bases 1 to 984 code for a protein of 327 amino acids. The transcript has a single exon.
AUGUCGAAAAGGACACUUGACGGCUUCUUCAAGGCAAGCCCAGCUAAGAAGGCGCCCGUAGAAGACCAAUCAGUCUCGACCAGAAACCUGGAGCCGCAAUCCUCAGACGUCACUAGCCAUCCAACCUUUCCUUGGGCCGUACCGAAUCUGCCUCGGAAUAUUGCUGCAGAGCUAGAAACCCUCGUGACACAUGCAGGCAAAGAGAUCAAGAAUCAGCUGCAUCUUGAUCUGCUCUAUUUCCAGCCCUUUGUACCUCGGACCAUCGAGCGCGAAUUGUUUGAAUUUCUACGCUCGGAACUCUUCUUUUACCGCGUUAAGUAUACCAUUCAAAGAUUCGGAAAGCAAACAGAAAUUAACACGCCUCGCUUCACGACCGUCUUUGGGAUCGACGAAACGAGCCGGUUUACAGCGGAGCUUCCUUCAAUCGUAGAGGCGUCGGACAGGACGAAAUCCGUGUCGAAGUCCAAGUACAAAUGUCAACCCAGGCCAAUCCCAGAAUGCCUGGAUUUUCUGCGAAGAGUCACUGAGGCAGCUACCAAUACGGAAUACAAUUUCUGUCUCGUCAAUUACUAUGCCACCGGUAGUGACAGUAUCAGCUACCAUAGCGAUGAUGAAAGGUUCCUCGGACCAGACCCUGCCAUCGCCUCAUUCACUCUUGGAGCCAAACGCGACUUCUUGAUGAAGCACAAACCGGUUGCACCGAAGAAUGGCGAGGGGCCGCUGGAAACAACUCCAAUAAAGCUUUCACUCGCAAGUGGGGAUAUGGUGCUCAUGCGCGGUCCUACCCAAGCCAAUUGGCUGCACAGUAUUCCGAAGCGCAAGGGUGCAGAUGUAGACAAGGGUCGCAUUAAUAUCACACUUCGUCGAGCAAUGACACCAGCAGGCACCGAGAAUUACUAUCGAUACAACGUCGGAGAUGGUGGUGUGUAUCGGUGGAGCAAAGAAAAGAAAGCUAUGCUACCUUGGAGUGCUGCUGGAAAGUGA